AUGAACCAAGCCUCAAUUUGUUUUAGACAAGAAGUAGUUCAUACGGAUCAAAUAAAGAAUUUUGUAUUAUCAAAACAUCAUAUGUUGGAAGAGUCCUGUGUAUCUUCAUCUAAUAAUAAUGUAAACCCAAGUUUUCUGCAAAGGUGGAGAAAAGAUAAUCUAAUUAUAGCGGAUCAUGUACUGUUUAUAAAGAAUGAGCCGAGAUUAAUAUUUUCAUUUUAUACAAAAGCUUUCUGGUUCAUGAUCUCUCAGAUAAACAGAGAGAAACGAUGCCAAUGCACGCUUUGUGUCAAUUUCCUACAGAUUUUCUAUACAUAUUCUCAGCAAUGCAUGUUUGAUUAUACUUAUUUUAACAGUGACUAUAUAUCCAAAGUAAUUCAGAAACUAUUUUCUCACAAGUUUAAACAGAAACAUAAAAAUUCAACUCUCUGCAUUCUUAAUGUUUUUAAUAUUAAUACAAAAGAUUUUCAUAUGCAAAAACUUGCUUCUCAUAUUUUUUCAGAACAUAAAAACAUCUUUGGAAUAAUGAUUUCUAAAAAACACCACAUAAGUUGUCUUUUCCAUCAUGAUUGUAUGAUAUCUAGUGAAUCUCUUAUUAGAGAAUGUAAAAAAUCACAUAGGGCAAUAAAAAUGAAAGAAAACAGUAAGACUUUAUCAAAAACUAAAAAUAUUAAAAAGAUAAUCGAAUUAUUUUCUGAUUUUUUAUCAAUGUUAUAUAAUGUUGUUAAGGAAAAGAGUAUUUUGAACAUUUUUGAUUUCGAAAAUACUAGUUUAACAUUUAUUAAAAAUUCAACUGGUUUUUAUUCAAAUUACAAUAUAUUAAAUAUUACAAAGCACGACGAAACAGUUUACUAUUUUUUUCAUAUUCCUAGUGAAUCACUUUUUUCUUAUACAUCUACAUCCACAUUUUCUGAUUUAAUGAAUAAUUAUUUAUUUAAAUUUUUGGACCACUCUUAUAUUAAUUUUCUAUCCUUUCUUUUGGCAUUUAAUAAUCAAAAAUCCCUUUUACUACUUUUUGAAAAUCUAUCUAUAGAAUCUUACAUCUUAAUGCUAUUAUUUAGGAUAUUUACUUCAUCUAAUCUUUUUCAAAAAAAUCUUAAAUGUCAAAUGAAUAAAGUCAUAACUAUUCCAGAAAUUUACUCUCAAUUUAUUUAUAAUUUCGUUAAAAAAAAUUCAAAGAUUUACUUAAAAAAUCAACAGUUAUCUGGAGUUCAAACAAAUUCGCGAAAUAAUGAGAUUACUACUAUAAUAGAGAAGGAAAAAAAAGGUUUACUAUUUUGUAAUCUUUUAGAAAACAAUCCAUAUGAGCUAUUCUAUACAUUAUGGUCCUUAUUUAAAGAUAACUCUUUUAAUAUAGAGAAGAUAUCAGAUAUGUUAUACCAACCUUCUUUAACAAUAAAAAAAAUAUCUAUUAAGAAUAAUAUGGAAAAAAUUAACGAUAUAGGAAAAACUAGAAAGAGAAUUGAUGAUUUUAUGAUUCUUGGCAAUUUAGGAACUGGUGCCUAUGGUGAAGUUAAAUUAGCAAAGAAUAAGCAAAAAAAAACAAACAAAGUUAUAGCAAUUAAAUAUAUAGCAAAAGCAUGUAUACUUGUAGAUACAUGGGUUCAGGAAGGAAACCUAGGGACCAUUCCACUGGAAAUACAUAUUCUCAAUUAUUUAAAGAACAGUCCUCAUAAAAAUAUUAUAAGAAUGAUUGACUAUUUUCAGGAUGAAAAGAAUUACUAUAUUUUAAUGAAUUAUGAUGAUUCUGGAAUAGACUUAUUUGAUUAUAUCGAACUACAUAAAGAUAUGACUGAACGUGAAUGUAUAAGUAUCAUUUUUCAGCUUUGCCAAGCAGUAGCUCAUCUUCACUCUCUCGAUAUUGUUCAUGGCGACAUUAAAGAUGAAAACGUUGUACUAAAUAAAAAUGGUUGUGUUAAACUUAUCGACUUUGGUAGUGCAAAUUAUGUUAAAAAAGGGCCAUUUAGUACUUUUCAUGGAACAUUAGAAUUCGCUGCUCCUGAAAUAUUAAGAGGAGAAAAAUAUCAAGGAAAACCACAAGAUAUUUGGGCCUUAGGGAUUCUUUUGUUUACUAUCAUUUAUAAAGAAAACCCUUUUUGCAACAUUUAUGAAAUCAUAGAAAAAAAUUUACAAAUACCUUUUAUUCUUUCAGAAGCGAGUAUUGAUUUAAUUAAAAAAAUGUUAACAAGAAACUUAAAUAAAAGAAUAAUGAUAAAUGACGUAUUACAACAUUGUUGGUUUGAUAAUAUAGGAGAACCAAUUCAAAUUCCCUUAACACUAAAUAAGAUUCUUUAA
Messenger RNA from Pneumocystis jirovecii RU7, 2295 nucleotides. RefSeq lists its product as uncharacterized. The coding region runs from base 1 to 2295 and encodes 764 amino acids. Lineage: Eukaryota; Fungi; Ascomycota; Pneumocystomycetes; Pneumocystales; Pneumocystaceae. The transcript is spliced from 4 exons. Gene Ontology annotation, cellular component: cytosol; cytoplasm; nucleus. Gene Ontology annotation, biological process: intracellular signal transduction; protein phosphorylation; negative regulation of glycogen biosynthetic process. The record is from RefSeq and is a predicted model, not a curated record. Gene Ontology annotation, molecular function: ATP binding; protein serine/threonine kinase activity.